UCUAUACAAACUGAAAAGACCUGAAAAUAAUAAGCAGAAGAUGAAUGAAAAGGCGAAGCAGAGCGGUUACGCCGCCGGCGACGUCGAUGGCAACGGCGACGGAGGAUAUACGUUAGUUGAUGCCGGGGAUCCGAUGUUGGACGCCGGAAGAGGCAACAGAGUUAGUAGUGGAAGAGUGAAAGAACCUUGGUCCCCGGAGGAAGACGCGAUACUGACUGAACUCGUAAACAAGUUCGGUGCAAGGAAUUGGAGUAUGAUAGCGCAAGGAAUUCCAGGCCGUUCUGGGAAAUCAUGCCGUCUUCGAUGGUGUAAUCAGCUUGAUCCGGUGCUUAAACGCAAGCCUUUUACUGAUGAAGAAGACCACAUUAUAAUUAAUGCGCAUGCAGUCCAUGGAAAUAAAUGGGCCUCAAUUGCAAAAUUGCUCCCUGGUAGAACAGACAAUGCUAUUAAGAACCACUGGAACUCUACACUAAGGCGCCGGUUUGGAGGGAUAUGGAGGGUUAAACCACUGCGCAGCAUGAUGUUAGAUGAUAGUAGCAUUGACAAGGCCAAGGCAUUAUUUGAAGAAACUAUGUCACGUGGAUAUCUUAACCAAAUUAAGCCCCUGGAAAUUCUGGAAGUUAGUCGCACAGAGUGCAUGUCUAGCCAGUCUGAUGACAAAGCCCAAAUAUGUGAGAUUUAUGGUAUUCCUGAGAAAACUCCACACUCUGUUUCUGAAAGAAGUCGUUCUACAUCUAUGGGAAACAGUGAUCCAUCUGCUUCUCAUCCAACUGAGAAAAUUGGUGCAUUUAAUGUUUAUAACCCUUCCGUAACUUCAAGAAUAGUGCCAAUACAGGGGCCUCUGAUCCACACAUUCUCACCAGACUUUGAUAUAUGCAAACUUCUUGAAGGUGUAUCUGGUGAAACAAUAGUUCCUCAGGGGUGCGGCCAUGGUUGCUGUGCAGCUACUACCAAGAGCACCUCCAAAAGUUCAUUGUUGGGUCCUGAAUUUAUUGAAUACGAGGAACAUCCUCCCCUCCUCGGCCAUGAGUUAGCUUCUAUGGACACAGAUUUGAACAACAUUGCUUGGAUCAAAAGUGGACUAGGAAAAGCCCGCAAAUUAUCCAACCUAACCACAAGCCAAGGAAAUUCUCGACAUAGUUCUGCUCAAAUGGGUUUUGGAUAACAGAAGAUGAAACGAGAUCACUCUUUUUGAGCAGAGGAAGCCUAUUGAUUGGCAUGAUGAUCGAUUUAUUUUCAACUCCAAUGAUUAUGCCAAAUAUUGGAUUGCCAGCUGAAGUUGAAGGCUCGAGCUGAAACUUGUAGGGUUUUUCUGUUUCUUCUUUGUGGCGGUUUUUUUGUGACAUAUAUGGUAUACGAAUGCAGGUACAUUAAACUAAGGGAGGGGGAAAAUAUAGUUUCUGCUAUUGCAGACUGGGAAGCUGCUCAAUCUUGUAGAGUUGUUGCUGUAUGGCUGGCAAUGAAAUGGUCGUGGUA
Molecule: messenger RNA, 1476 nt
Organism: Solanum dulcamara
Lineage: Eukaryota; Viridiplantae; Streptophyta; Magnoliopsida; Solanales; Solanaceae
Product: transcription factor MYB25-like
Exons: 2
Coding region: 41-1165 (374 amino acids)
Biological process (GO): regulation of DNA-templated transcription
Cellular component (GO): nucleus
Molecular function (GO): DNA-binding transcription factor activity, RNA polymerase II-specific; RNA polymerase II cis-regulatory region sequence-specific DNA binding
Source: RefSeq, a predicted model, not a curated record